GAUCCUUUGCUGCACCCCGAAGCUGUCCGGCUGGCUCGGGGUGGGAGGGGAGGAACCUGGACGCUGCACUCUCUGGCUGCUCCGCGUCGCGCCCGCUCCUUCGCAGCCACGCGGGGCGCGCACUCCCACUCCCUCCGCGCGCGGCUCCGGGGCGCAAUGGACGCGGUGCUGCUCCUCAGCCUGCUGGAGGCCAACUGCAGCCUGGCACUGGCCGAAGAGCUGCUCCUGGACGGCUGGGGAGCGCCCCCGGACCCCGAAAGUCCCUACUCCUACUGCAACACGACCUUGGACCAGAUCGGGACCUGCUGGCCCCAGAGCGCUCCCGGAGCCCUAGUGGAGAGACCGUGCCCCGAGUACUUCAAUGGCAUCAAAUACAAUACGACCCGGAAUGCCUACAGAGAGUGUCUAGAGAACGGGACCUGGGCCUCAAGGGUCAACUACUCACACUGCGAACCCAUUUUGGAUGACAAGCAGAGGAAGUAUGACCUGCAUUACCGAAUCGCCCUCAUUGUCAACUACCUGGGCCACUGUGUUUCCGUGGUGGCUCUGGUGGCCGCUUUCCUGCUUUUCCUAGUGCUGCGAAGUAUCCGCUGCCUGCGGAAUGUGAUCCACUGGAACCUCAUCACCACCUUCAUCCUGAGAAACAUCACGUGGUUCCUGCUGCAACUCAUCGACCACGAAGUGCACGAGGGCAAUGAGGUCUGGUGCCGCUGUAUCACCACCAUCUUCAACUACUUUGUGGUCACCAACUUCUUCUGGAUGUUUGUGGAGGGCUGCUACCUGCACACGGCCAUUGUCAUGACGUACUCCACGGAGCACCUGCGCAAGUGGCUCUUCCUCUUCAUUGGAUGGUGCAUACCCUGCCCUAUCAUCGUAGCCUGGGCAGUUGGCAAACUCUACUAUGAGAAUGAGCAGUGCUGGUUUGGCAAGGAACCUGGUGACUUAGUGGACUACAUCUACCAGGGCCCCAUCAUCCUCGUGCUUUUGAUCAAUUUUGUGUUUCUGUUCAACAUCGUCAGAAUCCUGAUGACAAAAUUACGAGCAUCCACCACAUCUGAGACAAUCCAAUACAGGAAGGCAGUGAAGGCCACCCUGGUCCUCCUCCCCCUGCUGGGCAUCACCUACAUGCUCUUCUUUGUCAAUCCUGGAGAGGACGACCUGUCCCAGAUUGUGUUCAUCUAUUUCAACUCUUUCCUGCAGUCCUUCCAGGGUUUCUUUGUGUCCGUUUUCUAUUGCUUCUUCAAUGGAGAGGUGCGCUCAGCCCUGAGAAAGCGGUGGCACCGCUGGCAGGACCACCACGCCCUCCAAGUGCCUGUGGCCCGAGCCAUGUCCAUCCCCACGUCUCCCACCAGGAUCAGCUUCCACAGCAUCAAGCAGACAGCUGCCGUGUGAUCCUCUGUCACUGUCUGCCCAUCACUCCACCACCGAAGCCGCUUCCCCAUCCUUUACAGCCUUCCCCUGGGUCCUCCUGGCUACACUGACCCUUGGGGUGCAGGAGAAGUGUAGGGGGGAUGAUGAACUCUCCCACCUGGAAGGAAAGGAAAGCUAUGAAAUGGGAGGGGAGGCUCUGAAGGACGAGGGCCCAGUGCAGGCCACACAUCUCCAAGCAAGAGGGAGCAGAGGGACAUCACGGGACCCUCAGAAGGGGUACAUCGCACACCAUCAAGCCUCUGUGCACCCAGCCUCUUUUGUGGGGAUCCUCACUGCAGCACCCAUUUACAUCUGAAGAAACUGAGGCCCAGAGCAGGCAGGGGUCUCGCCAAGUCAUACAGCUACUUGCCCCACCCACAGCACCCACAGUUGGCUCUGCUUCUUUCUUUCCAUCUCCACACAUGGGGGGUACCCUCUAAAAGUGAGGAAGACAAGAAUGAGCUUAUCUGGCUUCAUCCCUGGGACAAUCUAGCGGAGAAGCCUCCCUCUUUAGUAGCAGCCCUUCACCGAGCUACCCCUCUUCUUCCUCAGUCCUCUUUCCGUGUGUCUCUAGGAGAAUGCUGGCUUCUCGUCGGCCAUCCCUCCUGGGAGACCCCCAUUCAGUCUGGGCUCAGUCUGGGGAGCUAGACCAUGGGAAGUGAGAUAGAUGGAAAGCCCCACUCUCAGGCCAGUCAUAUACACAGUGCUAGACAGAAGGAGAACAGGAGUGCCAGAGGGAGAAGGGUGAGGAUCCCUCAAAUCAGAGUACAUCUGGGAGUGACUGAAACAAGGACCCCCAGGUUUUCGGUGACAUCAGCUAGGCAUCUGUGGAGUUGACCACCUUCAAUUCAAGCAACUAGAUGUCAGGGAGAUAAUGUGGGGCAAUGACAAAGGCAGAAUGUUUGUAGGACAUUAGCCAUGAUCCUCUUAUGGCCUGGGCCCAAGCAGGCCUUCCUGUGGCCUGUGGUAAGCUUAGAGUCUUCAGGUUCGAAGGGCCUGAAGAUUCCUGUCACCCCAAAGGGUGGCAUUCGCUCCAUCCCCAGUGUAGAGCCCACCUGUGCUAGGGACUAAUAUUCUGGAACUGGGAAGGAGAGAAGGCAAGGCCCCUCCAGAUCCAAAAGCAAGAAGCUUGAUACAGGCUCCACUUCCAUUCCCCUGUCCCUGGAGCAGAAGAGGGUGGAGGGGAGCCGACAGAUUUGAAAAGGCCCCUUGUCUAAGCACUCCACAAAAAUAAACUUUGAAAUCUUAUCCAGCCUUACA
Mastomys coucha (southern multimammate mouse) is the source of this 2670-nucleotide messenger RNA. RefSeq names its product corticotropin releasing hormone receptor 2 (gene Crhr2). Gene Ontology annotation, cellular component: dendrite; axon terminus; plasma membrane. Gene Ontology annotation, molecular function: peptide hormone binding; corticotrophin-releasing factor receptor activity; G protein-coupled peptide receptor activity. Gene Ontology annotation, biological process: adenylate cyclase-modulating G protein-coupled receptor signaling pathway; long-term synaptic potentiation; cell surface receptor signaling pathway. Lineage: Eukaryota; Metazoa; Chordata; Mammalia; Rodentia; Muridae. Bases 157 to 1392 code for a protein of 411 amino acids. The transcript has 12 exons. The record is from RefSeq and is a predicted model, not a curated record.